AUGAAUCUCGGUACGGCGUCGCGUGACGAAAAAGAAUCCUCCGGCGUCGUGCUCAUUGCAUCGACCACCCCUGCGGCCUCGGCGACCCUGCACGAGACCUUGAAGGCCGGUCAAGCCGUCAGGAGUUGUGCGGCAGUCCACUUCAAAGGCCCUGCUCCAGUCUUCAGCGACGUCAAGAGCGUCCCGACGGCCGUCCCGCCCUUGCCAAAUGCAGGGGGUGUGCGAGGGGGGCGCCCCUCCUAUGCGGCAAAGCAGGGAGCUGCCGACUUUGCGUUUGACUACGGGCUCGCCUUCAGCUUGCGGCCUGCAGGGGCUUUUGCUCGGGGCGGCUUUGGGUCGACGUGCAUCGGGCAAACGUGCGGCGGAAAGGGGGCGGUCUAUGCUCGGGGGAGUGAACCCUUCAUCUGGGAGCGGAAACGGAACCGGGGUGGGGCACUCAUCUGCCGAGGCGGAGGGGGGCAUCUCCUGUGCUUACGGUGCGUGGAGGCUCAGUACAAAGAGGGGAGCCCCUUUGUUUCAAGCGCGACCGGAUGCUCCAUUCCUCAGCAAGAGCUCUUCACAAAGUACGAAGUGUUCCUUAGUACUCAGAAGCUUCGGGAAGUACGGUCGGGGGAGGAGGCGACCGAGGGCGGCCACCAAUUCUUCGUGCAAAGGAGGGAUCUUGCCCCCUGCCCGUACUGUCGUGAGCCCAAGGCGGCCGCUCCGGUGAGGCGCGGUGUCAAGAGGGCGCUUGAAGAGGGGCCCAGCCCACGAAAGCUUGGCACGGUGGCGCUCCUUUCUGAGUUGAGGCGAAGCAAGAUCCCUCCGAUCGCCGUUGCCCCCGGCCUUUUUCUUGUUCCCCUGCUCGACGCCUCCAGUGGGCGCCUUUUGGACAUUGCUGCCACGGAUCGGGGGCUCGUCAACGUCCCCCGACUUGUGAAGGUCGACCACAUGGGCAGCUUGCGGUGCCUGUGCGGCCAGAAGGCGUGCCGGGACCACGAUGUGGGGUUCCUGGAGGCGACGCGUCUCAUGGGCGGCUGGUGGCAAAACGGAGAGGCCAUCUUCACGGCCUUUGACGACAGCCGCCCCUUUGUGCUCGAGGUCACCAACGGCGUGCCUUGGGUUUUGCCGCUAGAACAAGGGGGGUGCCUGGGAGGCACACUCUUUGGGCUUGACGCGGAGGCGUGGAGAGGGGGGCCGCAACUCCGAGUGAUCCUUGUGAGCAACCCUGGAGAGAAGCCCGUGGUUUGCAUGCUUUGGGGGGAGAAGGCGCACUGCAGCGGCGUCAACUGCACGGGUCCAGAGCGGUGUCAACACCUUCUGGAGGUGCUCUCGAAGCAAUCCGUGCCCCUGAUCGAGCGCUCAAAUGAUGGAGGCGGGAGCGAGGCGACGCGGGCCCUCGCCGAGAGGCGGGCAGAGCGGGUUGAACAGCGAGAAGCGGGGACGAGGAGGCUUUUGGUCUGUAACGACCCCGCGUGCCGGCGACCAGACUCGAGAGUUGCGUGCAACCAUUGGCAGAGCCUCGAGCUUUGGGAGUGUCUCUCGGCGGCGGCGCUCGACAUGGGCCACAGCCACAAGAAGAUUGACACGGUCAUGAGCCGGGGCGGAGCGAGUGUUGCGAGCCUUUCUGAACGGUGGGGCGAAGAAGGUGUGCAACGGCGUGACAAAGCAAAGCACUUUUGCGCCCCACGACCCGUCGAGUUGCUCUCUCCAUGCGGCCGUCCAUGGCAGCUGGAGAGCAGGAAGGGGGCUCUGACGACGGCUGGAGCGCGCUACCCAAUUACCACCUAUCGAAGGGUCUGCCGCAUCGCUCCUGGGCGCGAGGCGGCAUGCUGCUCAGUAGCCUACGACGGCCAGGAUUUCGUUGACCGCGAGUUAGCGAAACGGCGGUGGUUACGUCUUAACGACGCACUGCGUAGCUGUCUGCAAGACGGCGUAAUAUCCCGGAUGGAUCGGCUUCAGUGAGCCGAUGUCACCGUUCAGGAUAAGUUGUGUUCGGCUUCGCCGUUCGAUGCAGCCAAGCUUAUCUGUGUUCUGCACAGCUUGCGUGGCUGGUCUUGUCAAAGGUAGUGGACAAGAGAGAGCUAUACGAUUAGCCGCAUAAUCCACG
Molecule: messenger RNA, 2089 nt
Organism: Klebsormidium nitens
Lineage: Eukaryota; Viridiplantae; Streptophyta; Klebsormidiophyceae; Klebsormidiales; Klebsormidiaceae
Source: the annotation of a GenBank genome assembly